Messenger RNA from Sphaeroforma arctica JP610, 2557 nucleotides. RefSeq lists its product as hypothetical. The record is from RefSeq and is a predicted model, not a curated record. The annotation marks the transcript as partial. Gene Ontology annotation, molecular function: ammonium channel activity. Gene Ontology annotation, cellular component: membrane. NCBI's taxonomy places the organism in Eukaryota, Ichthyosporea, Ichthyophonida. The transcript has a single exon. Gene Ontology annotation, biological process: ammonium transmembrane transport; ammonium homeostasis.
CAGGUGCUUGGUACUGUCAUGUUGACAGGCGGCUUCUUUGCCUUCAACGGAGCGAGUGUCCUGCUCACACAUCUCAAUCUACCCUUGGCCUACGAACACUUUUCGAUAGCCAUGAUCAACACAGCCAUGGCUGCAUCCGGUGGUGGUGUAUGUGGUACCCUCGUAGCUAUAAUCGUCUACAAGAACUACAACAUAAUGGACAUGAAUAUGAGCAUGCUGGCCGGUUGUGUAUCGUCCUGUGCCGGGUGCAUGUACUACGACGUCUACGGCAGCUUCAUUAUAGGCGUCCUUGCGGCGUUGAUGUACUUUUACACCCGUUUUUUGGUGAACUUUUACCACAUUGACGAUCCGUUGGACGCCAUCGCCUUGCAUGGAGGUGCUGGGUUUGUAGGGGUCAUGUCCGUUGCGUUCUUCGCAAAUGAUGCACAAGAAGGCGUUGUGGGGCUAUUCUAUGGCGGAGGUGGGAGUCUGAUCUACAAACAACUGGUGGGUUGGUUCGCCAUCUGUGGGGUUGCUUUUGUAGCCGGCCUGCUCAUUUUCCUCGUGCCCUAUAAAAUGGGCUGGUUGCGUGUGAGCCACGAACACGAAGUGGAAGGACUGGAUAUGGCCUGUUUUUCGUGCGCAUACCCGGAGGUGCAGGCUAAGGGAGACUUUAUCAAGUUCAGAGAGUUUCUGGCAAGUCAGGAGAUGUACGAGGAUUAUGAUCGCCAUAGGGGUGCGUUUCUGGACUGGAUGGCCCAGGGAAACAGCACUGAAAACGAGAGCAACAUGACUAUACAAGAAUCUUGCGAAAAGUCACCCAUGUCCUUUAGCCAUGCGCCUCUUGCCAGCGGAAGUGGUGUUGAUAUGAUUGAUGAUAACAAUUCCAGCGAUUCUACCGUGCCCAGCACAGUGCACUUGACCUGAUUGCUGAACGGUCCAAGGUACUACAGUUUGGCUGGCCAGACAAUCAUGCUUAGCUACACAAGUCGCCUGCUCAAUUCGAGAAUGUUAAUAUUUCAUAAGUGAGUACCAAAGUAAUUACAGUCAUCUCUGACAGCCUCCGGACUGUCUUGUUGGUUUAUACAUGUGCCUGGGCAACGUCCCUCACUAAAGAUAGACAAUUAUAGAAAAGUAGCAGAAUUCUUACCUCUUACGGUCAGUUGAUGGAGUGGAGUGAUUCGUUGAUUCGUGAGAAUAGUCAGGGAAUAAACCCUACCUACAACACCGAUUUAAACCCUUUUGAGCUGCCUCGUUGAUACUAGCGCGCUCGUGCCCGAUUACCAGUUUUCGCUUUCGAGGAGUGAAUAUGAUGUAGCAGAGCGAUCACCGCAUAUAGCCAACUGAACGAAUGGGCUGAUAUAUGAGUGUAGGCAGAAUAAAUACAUACUACCUAUGAUGCCGCCGUCUCCGACAACCGGUGAACUGUCUCACUACUACUGCGCUCGCACCCAAAUAACAACUACGCUUACAAGUAAACUGCAGCAAUACGACUAUCGCAUAAAGCCAGUUAAACGAGUGCGCAUGAUAUGUGAGAGUGGCUUAUGACACUCCAUACUACGUGCAACUCGCCGUCUGGAAAUGCAUGCAAGCUCAGGCCUGGACUGUCUCACUGUUACGCUCGCGCUCGUGCGUAGAGAACAACCUUCGCUUGACACGAACGAGUGCACAAGAGUAGUUGAAAAAUCGCUACUAGUAUGGUUGCUAUGAUAGGGUAGUCAGUUUGGUUACGUACAACGUACAACAGCGCCAAUAGCACUAAAAGCAUACUUUACGUGUAGGCUAUCUGGUUUUUCCUUUUGCGCCCGUGGUUGGGUAGCUUCGCUUGACACGGACAAUUGCACAACACGCUCUACAUAAAUCAGUUGAGUAAAUGGCUUGCUAAGAUACACUAUUUAUUUUAGUCACGUACAAUGCACAGCAGCGACAAUUUCUAUCGAGCGCGGAGCUCACGCUUGGGCGAUCUCGGCGAUACAUUUGCGCUCGUGCCUGAGCAACAAACCCCGCUGGAAAUGCACCAGAAGCGCCUUCCACAUCAGUUCAUCACCACCCUGCAUUGCACAGGCCACCCGCACAUCCCGUUGUUGAUCAGGCGCGCACCUGCACAAGCUUUCUCUCGUGUCCCUUGCCAGCCUAUCGCCAUACUCUGCUCGCGUCAACUGCAGCACGCAGUCGCAUAUUGGCAGUAUCGUAGUGGCCACCUUGAAUAUAGGAUCAAGCGCAUUAUCGGCCGUCCCGUACUCUCCACCCCUGUGGGACUUCUUUGCACCUGUAAGGUCAGCUGAAGAUUUAUGGGGCUCAGCCUGUCCUAUACGCAGACUGGGUGUCGAGUCCAUACGUCUAUCUUGGGUCACUAAACCCUGUGUGCUAACGACAGCCGCCUGCAAACGUCUGCUCUUGUCCCUUCGGUAUUUCCUCGACCAUGUGUUCCGGUACGCACACCACUCGAUCUUGUCUUGCAGCUCCUCGUGUGUUUGGACCUGCACACUCACCUCAAAGUCAAGCAGAGUCUCCAUAACACACUCGUAAACCAAUGUCCGAUACAUUCGCUCCACCUUAGAGCCUUCGCCUUUGCUUU